Alosa alosa (allis shad) is the source of this 1734-nucleotide messenger RNA. RefSeq names its product proteasome 20S subunit alpha 6, like (gene psma6l). Gene Ontology annotation, cellular component: proteasome core complex; cytosol; nucleus. The record is from RefSeq and is a predicted model, not a curated record. NCBI's taxonomy places the organism in Eukaryota, Metazoa, Chordata, Actinopteri, Clupeiformes, Clupeidae. The coding region runs from base 567 to 1307 and encodes 246 amino acids. Gene Ontology annotation, biological process: ubiquitin-dependent protein catabolic process. The transcript has 7 exons.
GAGGUCCGCAAACGCUGACAAAUUCAUUCUUUUUAUUUUCUUCUCACUUAGGCAGAAUCCAACCCGACGGCUUGCCAUUUGGUUCCUACUUGAACAGAGCUUGGGUAACUCUGGAAUAAUAAAGCAGAAAGGGGGAGACGGAGGUGGGUCUCUUGCAGGUGGAGACAUCGCUGUCAUUAUUGAUAACUCCGUCAAAUCCAUCAAAUGCAGUCAAAAUAAAAUCAAGUCUGGCGAAAAAACAACUAAAUAUUCGUUAAAGUGCCAAAAACGCCCCUUUUACUUUGUAUCAGUUUUAUAUAAUUUAAUUUAGCCUACAAACUGUCCGGACUCCGGAGAUCAAGAACUACAGCUUCCCUGUUGAAUAAAAAAUAAUCCCAUCGUUCCUCACGAACAGAAAGAGAAAGCAAAAGAUAUAACUCCGGGAAGUUGAUUUGAAAAGCUGUAUCAUUGCUUAGCUUGCUCGGUGUCGUGGACUAGCUAGACACGCUAACGUGAACAUCUACUUGAUAUGACAAAUUGUAAACCGUUUUCACAUAAUUAGUUAUUUCUUAGGCUAACGCGCAGAGAUGUCUCGGGGUACGAAUGCUGGGUUCGAUCGUCAUAUUACAAUAUUCUCACCAGAGGGCCGUCUUUACCAAGUCGAAUAUGCCUUCAAAGCUAUCGCACAGAGUGGCCUGACGUCAGUGGGGAUCCGAGGCAAGGAUUGUGCCAUUGUGGUUACGCAGAAGAAAGUACCGGACAAGCUCCUGGACCCAUCCACAGUGACCAACAUGUUCCCACUCACUCCCCGCAUAGGGUGUGUCAUGACUGGACAGUAUGCGGACAGUCGCUCACAGGUGCACCGGGCGCGGGUGGAGGCCGCCGAGUGGAAGUACAAGUUCGGCUAUGACAUCACAGCGGACAUGUUGUGUCGGCGUUUGGCGGACAUAUCACAGGUCUACACGCAGAACGCCGAGAUGAGGCCGCUGGGAUGCUGUAUGAUCCUGGUUGCCAUGGACCCCCAGAAGGGUCCGGUGCUGUACAAGUGUGACCCAGCCGGCUACUACUGUGGUUUCAGGGCCACUGGGGUCGGGGCCAAGCAGCAGGAGGCCAACAGCUACCUGGAGAAGAAGCUCAAGAAGAGGCCAGAACUGACGUACGAGAGGAGUGUGGAGAUGGCCAUCUGCUGUUUGUCCUCAAUCCUCUCUAUGGACUUCAAGUCUACUGAGCUAGAAGUGGGUGUGGUCACCAAAGACAUUCCUAAGUUCAGGACACUCACUGAGGCGGAGAUUGAGACCCAUCUGACGGCCAUUGCAGAGAGAGAAUGAGCUGACCUUCACCCAUAGUAGACACUAGACCAGCAGACAGGCGCGGCUGGACAUGGCUGGACUCAUCAGGACACACAGAAACACACACACACACUCAAAAACACACUCACUCACACACACACACACACACACACACACACACACACACAAAGACACACACAGGGUGUGUUUUAGUACAACUAUGUUACCUUUAGUCGCAGACAGGAUGAGCAUGAUGAGGUAGAGGGGUUUAUGCUCAAUGUCUGUUAUGCUCAAUAAUAACACACUGUUGGUGUAGAUGCCCUGUUUCCUUCCUGUUUAUGUUCAUUUAUACUGAACAGAUGAUAAGUCUGUCACCAGCAAAUGCCUUGUCAGUCACAGCCCCAGAUUAACAUUGCCUUUUCACCAAACUGCAGUGCUUUUCAAUAAAAUAUCAAAAGUAAAUGCA